Molecule: messenger RNA, 2384 nt
Organism: Nematolebias whitei (Rio pearlfish)
Lineage: Eukaryota; Metazoa; Chordata; Actinopteri; Cyprinodontiformes; Rivulidae
Gene: eps15
Product: epidermal growth factor receptor pathway substrate 15
Exons: 14
Coding region: 87-2231 (714 amino acids)
Biological process (GO): neuromuscular junction development
Cellular component (GO): presynaptic active zone
Source: RefSeq, a predicted model, not a curated record
CCCGGGAACAGUUUGCCCUGGCGCUUUAUCUCAUCAAUCUGAAGCUGACGAAAGGCCUGGACCCACCACAGAGUCUCUCACCGGAAAUGAUCCCUCCUUCGGACAAACAAAACAUCAAGCAUAACAAUGCUGCUAACCUGGCUGCUGACUUCUCUGCUAUUAAGGAGCUGGACACUCUCAGUAAUGAGAUUGUCGAACUACAAAGAGAGAAGGACUCUGUGGAAGAGGAGAUCAAGGAAAAAGAGGAGGCCAUUCGACAACGCAGCAGUGAAGUGCAGGACCUUCAGCAUGAGGUGGCCAAAGAGAGUGAGGAGCUACAGCGACUCCAGGCACAGCGUCAGAAAGUCCAGGAGGCUUUAGAUGAGCUGGACCAACAGAAGAGCUCCUUGGAGGAGCAGCUCAACCACAUUCGACAGCAGACCACCCAAGAGACUCAGCUUAUCUCAUCUCUGCAGUCUGAGCACGAGGAGCAGGAGCAGAGGAUAUGUCAGUACGAGGAGGAGCUCGUGCAGGCACGAGAGGAGCUGCUGGCUCUGCAGGAGGAGAGCAGGAGGCUGCAGGAGACUGUCCGGGCUGCUCAGGAGCAACUCACUCCACUUCAGGAGUCUGUGCGCGACUCCUUCACACAAGUUUCACAGGUUCAACAGAAGGUCAAAGACCUUCAGGUAGAGGAGAGGUCUGUGACUGCACAGCUCAGCUGGAAGAGAGCUCUGGAGGACAGCUCUCCUGUCAUGGUGAACGGAUCGUCCGAUCCUGCUGCAGAACUGGACCUCUUCCACGAGGAUCAGCCAAAAGAGCUGAAGGAGGAAGCACCAGCUGCUGCCUGCAGUCAGCAGAAAGAACUUUCAGAUACAAAGGAGAAAGAAGAAGAAAAGGAGGAAGGGAGUCCAAAGACUCUGGAGGAGGAAAAGCAGAAACCUUCUGCCCUGGAUGAUUUCUAUAAAAGUUUUGUCUCAGCUGAUUUGUACAACAGUUUGUCAAAGCCACAAGAGAGCACUGUUGGGGAAAACCUUUUUGCACCUGAACUCUCCUCGGAGAUCCUCGAUGAGGAUGAUGAAUCACCUAAAGACUCCCCACUACAGGUUGAUUCUCCAGAGCCCGAGAACAAACCAGAGCCAGCAGGCUUUACAGAAACAUGCACCUCGUCACCUCCUCAAGUGGAGCCUCGCUCCUUGCCACCUCAGACGACGCCCCCCUCCCUGCCUGAGGUGGACUUCUUCCAUGCAGACCCUUUUACUGAUCAUGAUCCAUUUAAAGACGAUCCCUUUGGAAAAACCAAUGUUGCAGAUCCUUUUGGAGGAGAUCCGUUCAAAGGCUCAGACCCGUUCGCUGCAGACUCCUUCUUUGCACAGACCUCCAGCUCUGCUUUUUCUUCCGAGGACCCUUUUUCUGCUCCAGCUGACCCAUUUGGUACUACUCCUGGCAUCCCAGAGCCAGACCUGUUUGCAGCCAAGCUAAAUGAUACAGCUUCACCACCAGCAGCAGUCCAGGAUCCAUUUGCUUCCAAAACCACCAAUCCAGCUCCUGCAUCCAAGGAUCCUUUCAGCUCCACAGGACCCAAGAAUGCUGAUUCAGAUCUAUUUGGAGGAAAAUUGAACGUUUCGGGGGAGGUGGAUCCAUUUUGUUCACAGGAUGGAAGGACAGAUCCCUUCAGCUGCUCUCCUCCAAGUUCUGAUUUAACACUGAAGGACGCUGCACCAACCAAUGACCCCUUCGCUCCAGGAGGUACUACAAUGAGCACCACUUCUGAGCCAGGAAAAGAGCCAGAUCCAUUUGCUGCUGUGUUUGGUAGUGAGUCAUUUGGAGGAGGCUUUGCAGAUUUUAGCUCUUUGACAAAGUCAAAUGGUCCUGACCAGUUUGGCAUCAACAACAUGAACCUGUUCCAGGAGGACAACCAGUCUGCCAGCUCUGACGUGCCCCCAGCCCUGCCCCCUAAAACGGGUACGCCAACUAGACCUCCCCCUCCACCUCCAGGUAAGAGAUCAUCGAUCUCCAGAACAGAAUCCUCCGAGUCCUUCCAACGAAGAGGACACUUCCUCCAACAAACUUCAGGAGACUUCUCUUCCUCUUCCUCCUCUUCCUCCCUGCCUGCCAAGGAUCCUUUAGCUGACCCUUUCGCCCCUUCCUCCCCUCCUCGGCACAACCUGCGGGAAGUUGAUCGAUUUGCCAGCUUCGACAAAGUGAGCACCUCCCUCUCACCAUCUCCCUCACCUCCACCUGAAUGUGAAUAGUCACACCCUCUUUUCUUUCCAGCAAUUGAAUCUAAGCUAGUUUUUCAGGAAUGUGACAACCCCCAAGCAAAUCAGGAAAGCCUUUUAAAUCGCUCCAUCCACUGCCAUUAAAAACAACCUGAAGAAGAGGGCUAAACGCAUUAUCUAAAGUUU